CCCCCCAGGUCCAGCCGAGCCCCCCCCGGCCCCCCCCCAUGGACGUCACCUACGCCGUGGUCAACAAGGCGCGCCGGGGGGGCGGGGCCGGCGGCCGGGACCCCGCCCCCUCCGGCCGGGACCCCACCCCCUUCGGCUGGGAGCCCGCCUCCUCCGGCCGGGACCCCGCCUCCUUCGGACGUGACUCCGCCCCCUGCGACCGAAGCCCCGCCCCCGCCAGACGAGAGCCCACCCCCCUCCCCGGGAGCCCCCAGCGGCGCCCCUCCCCCACCCGCGCCUUGGCCCCGCCCACUGACGACGCCUACGAGGUGGUGACCCCUCCCCCUGGCGCCGCCCCCCGCCUCGGUUUCAACUUCCGCAUCGGGAAACCCAAAGGACCGCGGGAACCUCCGGCCGAUUGGUCGCGGGGGUGAGGGGGGGCGGGGCCCCAAAAUUCAUUAACCCCCCCCCAAAUUCAUUAAACCCCCCCAAAAUUCAUUAAACCCCCCCUAAAACACACAAUA
Phalacrocorax carbo (great cormorant) is the source of this 503-nucleotide messenger RNA. The record is from RefSeq and is a predicted model, not a curated record. Lineage: Eukaryota; Metazoa; Chordata; Aves; Suliformes; Phalacrocoracidae.